This is a messenger RNA of Zingiber officinale, 1928 nucleotides long. RefSeq names its product 14 kDa proline-rich protein DC2.15-like. Bases 1249 to 1770 code for a protein of 173 amino acids. Lineage: Eukaryota; Viridiplantae; Streptophyta; Magnoliopsida; Zingiberales; Zingiberaceae. The transcript has 2 exons. The record is from RefSeq and is a predicted model, not a curated record.
ACAUUAUAUUGGAUCAUUGCAGAUAAUGUAAAACAAUACACAAUAUUCAUACAAAAUUCCCUCGCAUAGCUGGCCAGAAACGAGGACAAGAUCCACUCCAUCCUCGUUCAACGAAUCACGUCGCGUCUAUCUUCGUGCAACUUGCAGACAUAUUCGCCGGUCCGUCUCCAACAAUGACCAGACAGCUCGAUCAGUUUUGCAAUGCAUAAACAAUAUAACGGCGAAACUGGACAAACAACAACUCAGUCCGGAGUCUGAAGAUGAGCAAGGUCACGGGAGUACUACUAUAUACACAUAUAUCUCACCAUUAUCAAGUUCAUUUUCCCCACCAUAAUGCUCUUACCCCAGUGAGUAAAAAUUAAGUACUUCCUGAGGGCAAAUUGCAUGUCAGGUCGAUCACAGUUUAUAAUUCACUGAAGUAUUUAUUUAAGCAUGAGAGUGGUCACCGUGACUGAAUUGAUGGGAGUUAACGCAGCUAUUUGUGAAUUGUUACAUGAAAACUUGUGGGCUGGCUAGCUAGGGCUUGACAUUUUAACGGUAGGUAGCGAGUCUAUCAUGUUGAUGAAUGAUUCCAAACUAGGAAUUGGUAUCAUCGAUGAUUCAUCGUACACAAUAAUGUGAUCGGUCUCCCAAAAGUUUAUUUAUCGAUCCUUUAAUCAUAGCUACUUUAAUUUCUGUCUAAUCCUAAUCCUAAUCUUAAUAUAUCCUAAUUCUAAUUCUAAUCCUAAUCCUUUAAUCAUCGUUAGCUAGCUAGCGUUGUUUCUUUUACCUAUUGUUUAUUCACUGCAUAGUUCUCUUUGUUGUCUCAUGAUCCAGUAAAUAGAGGGCACUGGACGUACCCCAGAGAUUAUCAAUUUCCUUUUAUCUUCUUUAAGGAGUAACAGUUUGUCAUUAUGAAAUAUAUAUUUACCAUCUACCCGAGUACUAAGCACCAAACGAUCUGAGUCCUUACGUACGUACCCGAGUCCGGCCUAAGUGCCUAGCUAGCACUAUAUGCCCCUUUUCGUCUCGAUCGGGCUAAACUCAUCCUGACUCCUCAGUCACGGAUUAAACCCUAACUCAUUGUAUUGGAAUCAUUCUUGUCUCUUACCACCGCACCCUGCUCCUCCGCGGGGCAGGGUAUCACCUAACUAUCAUGAAGAAGAAUAUUAAUGACCAUGCAUAAAACUCACCGCCUUCCUGCUAGCUAGUUUCAUCUGCAGAAUGCAACUCGCAUUGGCCUGAUGAUGAAUUAACAAAGCGCAUCCCAUGCAUGAUUUGCCUGCCAAAACCAAUGCCACUGCAGCUCGAUCGCCCACAGAUUCAUCGUCCCGAUUACAAUUAUACAGCCUUCCCUCUUCUUGUCAGUUUCUGCACAGCAGCUGUUCGACCAUGGGCACCGGUGGCUCGGCACCGGCGUCGGCGGCGGGUCUCUUCCUAGCCCUCAACCUCCUCCUCUUCUUCACCUUGGCCGGCUCCUGCGGCACUUGCCCGCCGAAGACGAGUCCGAAGCCUUCGUUGGGAGGGAAGUGCCCCAUAGACGCCCUCAAGAUGGCGGCCUGCUCCAGCGUGCUCAACGGGCUCAUCACCUUCGGCAUCGGCGCGUUCCCGCAGCAGCCCUGCGACUGCUGCACGCUCAUCGACGGCCUGCUCGACCUCGAGGCCGCCGUCUGCCUCUGCACCGCUUUCAGGGCCAACAUCUUCGGCGUCAACCUUAACGUCCCCAUCAACUUCACCCUCCUCCUCAACUACUGCGGCAAGAAGGUUCCCUACGAGUUCCAGUGCCCUUGAUCAUCGACCGUACGUGCGCCUCCACUCGUGUGAUCGAUCCGCCAUGUCCUUUUCGAUCGAGCUAUGUUCUGUUUGGUUUUCUGCUGGAUGAUUUACUAGUUUGCUAUGAUUUCCCUGUAUCUUCGACUAGUCUGGAGUGCCAUCGUGUUUUUUCUUGA